AACAAUAGCUUAAUCUUAUUUAUUGAAAAUGAAGUUUACUACUAUUGAUGCUGUUACUGCCAAGACGUGUUUGCUCUUCUUAAUGCUUAUAAGUUUUGUCGCAGCUAAAGUGGUUGCUUCAGAGUAUCAUCACCAUGAAGAAGAAUGCAAGAAAGAUGAUCCUAACAGUUGCAGUGAUAGCCACAAAAACUGGGAUCACGGAUCUAAAGAACAUAGAAAUUGGGACCAUGAAUCAAAGGGACAUGAAGACUGGAAUCAUGGGUCUCAAGAACCUAAGAGCUGGGACAGCGAAUCCAAAGACCAUGACAAUUGGAACAAUGGAUCCAAAAACCAUGAUGAUUGGAACAAUGGAUCCAAAAACCAUGAUGAUUGGAAACAUGAAUCAAAAAAGGAUGAAAAAUGGCAGCAUAGCACAACUACUGCUCAUCAAGAAUUGCCUUCUACCAUUUCCGGUGCUCCAUGGUCGACUUCCACUUUUGUUUCUCUUACUUCUGCUUCUUCAACAUUUGCUUCUUCAACAUUUGCUUCUUCAACCAACAUGUUGCCAACCAAAAUCUCUUCAACUAUGAUUCCUACAAAACCUGUACCUGAUUUUCCUACUCCUUCUAACGGUAAUGGUCAACCUAACUCAGCAAACACCAACUUCAUGGGUGCUUCUAUUGUAUUAGCUGCCGUCAUGUUUGCGUUGGCUAUCAUAGUCUGAUUAUUUGCUUUGUUCUAGUAUUUUACCAAGUGUGUACCUCCAACCACAUGAUCUAAUAAAACAAUACUUUUACUUGUCUAAUACACCACUUUUCCCCUUGUUUUUAGACAGCUCAUUAAUUAGGAUUUUUGGUUGCUCU
Molecule: messenger RNA, 842 nt
Organism: Gilbertella persicaria
Lineage: Eukaryota; Fungi; Mucoromycota; Mucoromycetes; Mucorales; Choanephoraceae
Exons: 2
Coding region: 29-703 (224 amino acids)
Source: RefSeq, a predicted model, not a curated record